UUCAGUUUAAGUGCCAACUGUCAACAAACUGUCAUUCAUCGUGGAUAAACUGCAAAAAAUAAACAAAUAAAUUAAUAAACAGGUUUACAGAAAGAUAAAGGUAAACCAAACCUUUGCCAAAAUAUCGGAUACACAAAUAGGCUAAAUCAUAAAGAUACCACUCAAAUCUCAGGGCUACCGCUAUCUAUAAGUGCUAAACAUAAAAAUACUCGCAUUAAUCCACCAAUAUUCUUAAUUUAUCAAGAAGCGUAUAUUAAUAUACAACAUGUCAUCCAAACAUCUAACACUUGGUUCUGAGGAUCCUCCAAAAACUGAAGGUCUUUUAAGACUGUAUUCCAUGAAAUUUUGUCCUUUUGCUCAAAGGGCUAGAUUGGUUUUAAAUGCCAAAAAUAUUCCACAUGAAAUUAUAAAUAUUAAUUUGAUAGAAAAACCUGAAUGGUAUAUCCAAAUAAAUGAAAAAGGUUUGGUCCCUUGUUUGAUCGAUGGACCAAAAACUAUUACAGAAAGUCUUGAUAUUGCUGACUAUCUAAAUGAUAAAUAUCCUGAACCUCCCCUAUAUCCAGCUGAUCCUGAAGCCAAGAAAAGAGAUCAAGAAUUAAUUCAAAAGGCAGGUCCAGCACAAGGUAUUUUAUUUAAAAUUUUGUUGUCUAAAGAUGAUAGCACUACUCCCGAAGAAUGGGCUAAAUUGUUAGUAGACUCUCUUCAAGAUUUGGAAAAUGAACUUGGCCAAAGGGGUACUCCGUUUUUUGGUGGUGAAAAUCCUGGAAUGGUUGACUACAUGAUUUGGCCCUGGGCUGAACGAGCGGGAUCCAUAACUUGCAAACUUGGCAAAAAACUUCCACUUAAAGAUUCCGAUAUCCCUCUUCUACGAAAAUGGAGGAAAUCGAUGCUCCAACAUCCCGUUUGCAAAGAACUUUACAUCGAUGGGGAAAGAUUUUGGAAAAUAUUUGUACCCUCGAAAAUUACUAACGAAAUGCCUCUGUAUGAUGAAGUAUAGCUUUAAAAUUUAAAAUCAGUAUUAAGUAAUAGUAAAGCUUAUCUAAUUUUGUUGUUACAGUGUAGAAUUUGAAUAACAUUAUAUUCAAAUUUCUCUGUUUUACGCUGUUAGGUCGUUACAUAAUUUUUUAUAUUUUUUCGAAGAUUAUAAAUUGAAUGUUC
This is a messenger RNA of Psylliodes chrysocephalus, 1158 nucleotides long. The record is from the annotation of a GenBank genome assembly. Lineage: Eukaryota; Metazoa; Arthropoda; Insecta; Coleoptera; Chrysomelidae.